AUGCCUCUCCCAACCCGCCCCCUGGGCAAGAAUGGCCCGCCAGUCCCCCGCCUCGGCUUCGGCACCAUGGGCCUGAGCGUCUUCUACGGCCCCGCCAAACCAGACGAGGAGCGCCUGGCCCUGCUAGACAAAGCCUACGAGCUUGGCGAGACCUUCUGGGACACUGCCAUGCUCUACGGCGACAGCGAAGAGCUCAUCGGCCGCUGGCUCGCCGCCAACCCCGCCAAACGCGCCGACAUCUUCCUGGCGACGAAGUUCUACUUCCGCAUGGUGGACGGCGAGCGCGUCACGGACACCAGCUACGAGAACACCAAAGAGCGCUGCUACGAGUCCCUGUCCCGUCUGGGGGUCGACAAAAUCGAUCUCUUCUACGCGCACCGGCUUGAUCCGAACACGCCUGUGGAGGAAACCAUGAGAGCGCUCGUUGAAUUGAAGGAGGAGGGGAAGAUUGAGUAUAUUGGGCUUAGCGAGUGCAGUUCCGAGUCCCUCCGCCGCGCGUGCAAGGUGCACCAUGUCGCAGCGGUGCAGGUUGAGUAUAGCCCGUUCUCAUUGGAGAUCGAGUCUGAGCAGAUCGGCCUGCUCAAGACAGCGCGGGAGCUGGGUGUUGCUGUUGUUGCGUACUCCCCGCUGAGCCGGGGCAUACUGUCUGGCUCGAUUCGCUCGCGCGGUGACUUUGGGCCGGAUGAUCUCCGUGCUAUUCUGCCACGAUACAGUGAGGAGAAUUUCGACAAGAACCUUGAGGCUGUUGAUAAGCUGGGUGCGUUGGCGAAGAAGAAAGGGUGCACGAUUACGCAGUUGACGCUUGCGUGGCUCCUCGCUCAGGGAGACGAUAUCUUUCCGAUUCCUGGUACGACGAGGGUUAGUGCGCUGGAGGAGAAUGUGGGGAGUUUGGGGGUUGAGUUGACAGUGGAGGAGGAGAAGAAGUUCAGGGCUAUCAUUAGUGAGGCUGAAGUUGCUGGAGGGCGAUAUCCGGAUUCGUUUGCUGGGACGUUGUUUGUUGAUACAGUGCUACCGCAGUGA
Molecule: messenger RNA, 1020 nt
Organism: Aspergillus mulundensis
Lineage: Eukaryota; Fungi; Ascomycota; Eurotiomycetes; Eurotiales; Aspergillaceae
Exons: 2
Coding region: 1-1020 (339 amino acids)
Cellular component (GO): cytoplasm
Source: RefSeq, a predicted model, not a curated record